AUGGAGACCCCCUGUCUGCACGGAGGUGGGGUGCACUACACCCAGCAGAAUUUUAAGCUGCGCUGGGUUAGUAAUUUGGCACCUCUGCUGGAAGGUGAAUCCUUUUCCAGGCUUGUGGCAGAGCCAGGGGAGGCAGUGGGACCUGGGCAGGCUGGCCAGAGCUCAGGUCAGGGCCCCACUGCGGAGAAGGGGAAGCUCAUCACCUUGUGCUAUGAGGUGAAUGGCUCCUGCUAAAGGACCUUAAACCCCUUUGGGGUCCAGCUGGCUAUUUAUCUGGCCUGUGUCUUGGGCACGCUGAUCAUGGUGCUGGGGAACCUGCUUGUCGUUGUCAUUGUUUCCCAUUUUAAAGCCCUGCACACCCCCACCAACCUAGUGCUCCUCUCCCUCACCCUUACUGACAUCCUCCUGGGGCUGUCCAUGCUGCCCUUCAGCACCAUCCAGUCUGUAGAGAGCUGCUGGUAUUUCAGAGAUGACUUCUGUAGGCUGCACACCUUUCUGGACACACUCUUUUGCUUGACCUCCAUAUUUCAUCUGUGUUUCAUUUCCAUUGAUCGACACUGUGCCAAAUGUGACCCUUUGCUUUACCCCACCAAGUUAAUGGUAAGAGUGGCCUGCAUUUACAUUGGGGUGGGGUGGGCAUUGCCUAUGGCUUAUACGCCUGUCUUCCUCUACACUAAAACAAUUGCAGAAGGACUGGGACAUUUUUUGCAAGAUGUGGCUUGUGUUGGUAGCUGUCAGCUGCUGUUCAAGCUCUGGGGGUGGUUGAACUUCCCAGUAUUUUGCCUCGUAAUGACAAUUUUAUAUGUAAAAAUAUUUGCUGUGGCCAGACUGAUAAACAACAUGAGUAGGAGUAUAGGGUCUUGGCUACAUGUAGGAGCAUCCAAGAGUUAAAGGAAAGCAGCAAAGACUCUUGGGGUAGCUGUAGGAGUCUACCUCCUGUGCUGGUUGCCCUUUACAAUUGACACCAUAGUAGACAGUCUUCUGUAUUUCAUCCCCUCAGUUCUGUUUGACAUUCUAAUUUGGUUUGUUUACUUCAGUUCUGCCUGCAGUCCCUUGUUCUAUCUAUUUUUCUAUGGUUGGUUCAGGAAAGCUGUGAAACUAGCCUUAACUCAUGCUAUCUUUUGCUCUAGGACAUCUACAGUAGACUUGUACCGGGAAUGA
This is a messenger RNA of Pelecanus crispus (Dalmatian pelican), 1161 nucleotides long. RefSeq names its product trace amine-associated receptor 5. Gene Ontology annotation, molecular function: trace-amine receptor activity. The record is from RefSeq and is a predicted model, not a curated record. Gene Ontology annotation, cellular component: membrane. Gene Ontology annotation, biological process: G protein-coupled receptor signaling pathway. NCBI's taxonomy places the organism in Eukaryota, Metazoa, Chordata, Aves, Pelecaniformes, Pelecanidae.